Molecule: messenger RNA, 4142 nt
Organism: Vidua chalybeata
Lineage: Eukaryota; Metazoa; Chordata; Aves; Passeriformes; Viduidae
Gene: ABHD18
Product: abhydrolase domain containing 18
Exons: 14
Coding region: 271-1665 (464 amino acids)
Source: RefSeq, a predicted model, not a curated record
UUCGCCCUCCUCCCCUCCUCCUCCUCCUCCUCCUCCUCCUCCUCCUCCUCUUCUUCUUCCCCCGCUUCCCGCUCCCGCCCUCCCAUGUGGUGCCUCUGCACCGGCGGCGCUUCGGGUGUACACAGAUCCUGGAUUUUAACUGAGUAACCUGUAUCCUGCUGACCAAGAAACCAGAUUUAAAUUCUUCUUUUUAGUAGUGUUUUUUUUUUCUUCCUCAUUGGAAGAGCUCAGCAGUGGCUCCCUGUUCACUUCAAUGACAGUGUGCUGCUAAUGGGUGUAAGUAAAUUAGAUGUCUUGUACCGAAAGCUUCUCCUCACUAAACUUUUCAUCAGAGGAUGGGGAAAGCCAGAGGAUCUGAAAAGAAUAUUUGAAUUCAGAAAGAUUAUUGGAAACAGGGAAAAAUGCCAGAAGCUGGUUUCAAAAGAUUACCCAGUGUUCAUUGACAAGGUUGAGGCACAAUCAGACUGUAAAAUCCUUGAGGGGCACUUCAUUUCCCCCUUGGCUCAUUGUGUCCCAGGUAUCCUGCCAGUCGAAUCUCUUGUAGCAAGAUUUCAGUUCAUCAUACCCAGAAGAUGGAAUGGCAAGCACAGACCUGUGUGCAUUCAUUUAGCAGGCACUGGAGACCAUCACUUCUGGAGGAGACGCACAUUAAUGGCACGGCCAAUGAUUAAAGAAGCCUGUAUGGCUUCCCUGUUGCUAGAAAAUCCUUACUAUGGCUGUAGAAAACCUAAGGAUCAAUUACGGUCAUGUUUAAAAAAUGUCUCGGACCUGUUUGUGAUGGGAGGAGCUCUAAUUCUAGAAUCGGCAGCUCUUUUGCACUGGCUAGAGAGAGAAGGCUAUGGACCGCUAGGGAUGACUGGAAUAUCCAUGGGAGGACAUAUGGCUUCACUGGCAGUGACAAACUGGCCUAAACCAUUGCCAUUGAUUCCAUGUCUUUCCUGGUCAACAGCCUCUGCAGUCUUCACUACGGGUGUGCUGAGUAAGGCAGUGAACUGGAGAGAGCUGGAGAAACAGUAUUUUACACAAACUGUGUAUGAAGAAGAAAUCAUUCAAAUGCUUGAAUAUUGUGGAACGGAUUCUUUCAAGAUGGGACAAGACUUUGUGAAGAACUUCCCUGACAGUGUGGACAGUCUGGCGGACAUGGACAUGGCUUCCCGAAUAUUCAGCUUUGAGUCCUUGAAUGACACUGUAUCUAAGGAAUCAGUUCACAGCUUUGCCACAAAUAGAAGUGCUCUAAGUGCCUCUUCAGAAAGACUCUUAAUGCAAGAUGCUCCUAAAAUGCAGUGCAUAAAUCAAACCUUUUCCACCAGUAGCACUAGCAAUAAAAACUUAAGCAGCCCACAAGGACACAGGAUAAAUACAAGAAAAAGGAGUGAUACUUUGCAAAGAGAAUCCUUAAUGUUCAUGAAGGGAGUUAUGGAUGAAUGUACCCAUGUAGCUAACUUCCCAGUUCCAGUUGACCCAAGUUUAAUCAUAGUAGUACAAGCCAAGGAGGAUGCGUACAUUCCUCGCACCGGCGUGCGCAGCCUCCAGGAGAUCUGGCCAGGGUGUGAAAUCAGGUAUCUGGAUGGAGGUCAUGUCAGUGCCUACCUCUUUAAACAAGGACUCUUCAGACAAGCAAUUUAUGAUGCGUUUGACCGCUUCCUCCAGAAAUACACCAUGUGAUCUUUCUAAUGCAUUCAGACUGAUCUCAUUUGUAAUUCAGCUUACUGGAACUCAUGUUUGGAAAAUAAGCAUCUUGUAGUGUUAAGCAGAUGGUCACUGACUGCUGUAGGUAACAAUUACCAGAAGUGGUAAAGUACCAGCAUUGCUUUCAUUUCAACCCAGUGCCAUUCUGACACAGCUGCUUCAGCGUUACCUGUGAAAAAACAACAGCAGCUUUUGUCAGUGCAUGAAUGGUUCAUGUACUUCAUGUCUAAUCAGAUGGUAUGUUCCUUCAGUUCUGAAUAAAUUCUGAAUCGCAUGUCAGUAGAAAACAGACCAAUCAAGUAUUGGAAGAAUGUAAAAUGUGCUAUGGAGCUAAGCUGCUCUCUUGUGUUUGGUGUAGUUUUGGCUUGUUCCAGAUACCUCGGUUACCUCUUGCUUCCUCAUGGCCUUGCUGUUCCUAUUGUGUUGUACCGUGGCUUUGCCAGCACUCAGCCUCUUGUGUUUGUCACUGCUUCUCUCUUCAAUUAUGAAUUGAAAAUGAGCCUUAGCAGAAGGCUCAGCACCACAUCUUGGAAAGAGAGACUUCGACAAUGCAAGGGAAAUGAGAGAGAGAUGUUUUCAUUCAAUACGUCUGUGAAAUUUUCCUGCCACUGAAUUAAACCAUGCCAUUACAAAAGGAUCAUGUAGCGAUUCAUCAACCAGGUUUAGAAAGCUGGAAUAAGUGAAAAUCAAGUGUCUGGUAAUUAAUUGUUUACAUUAAUUCAGUUGGAUAACAUAAGUUUCCAGAUUUAUUUUCUUUUUUUGGAUCGAUAGAUGAAAUAGAAAUAUCAUUUUACUUUCUAAGCACUGGCUGAUUCUAAGCUGUUAAAUUGACAGCAGAUUAUAUGGUGCUAUAAAGACCUGUUGGAAAUACUUCAACAGAUGUCCUUUCUAAAGUGCACUCAGCGCUGAUUUGCAAAAUAUACUUGCACUGCAUAAUUUAAAAGAUACAUGAGACUAAAGGUUAUUGAAACAGGUUUGCUCCUUAUUUUUCAACACUUGUCUUUUUUAAUUGGUUGGAAAAUAAAGAAACUUGGAUUUUGAACACAUUUAAGAAAAUCCAAAGUCUAUUGUUUCCUCUUUUGGGAUCAAAAAUGCCAACAAAUUACAGCAGAAUAAAAGGUUGUCAUGUACCAACUGUGUGGGUAUCUCUCCACUUUUUUUUUUAUAUAUUCUCUUGGAUUUUAGUUAGGUAGACAGGACUAGUAACUGUGAAGAAAUCAUUGUUCAUUUGAAAAUCCGGUGUGUUCAGAUAAAACUGAAGAGCAACAAUUUUGAAUAACCCAAAUUACAUAACAUGCAAAUUUACUGAAAAUGGAGAAGAGGUUCUAGUCUGUUGAAAGUUAAAUUGCUUCUUUCAAGUGGUUUUUCAUCAUUUCUUUGGAGAGUGUUGGUUUUAUAUAUGGGGAGCAAGUGUGAAGUGACUAGCACAUUUAAACAACAAAUGUUCGGAGGGUUUGAAAUUAAAUAUUAGUAAGCUUACAAAUUGAAAAUUGAAGUCUUGACUAGUGUACUAAAAGAUUCACAGGGUUUACAAGCAUAUUCAUUAACUAAGAGUGCUUUACCAGAGCACUGUCUGCUGUUCAGAAGCUUUUGUAGCUCUCACAUUUUAAAUGUAAUUGUGUGCUUUGUGUCCUGCUUCUGUUGCAGCUAUGAGAAAGGGAGAUAACUGGUGGCAAGGGAAAGGGCUUGAAUAAAUGCAAGAGAGAAAAGACAGAUUUUGUAAAGGCCAGGAGUAAGCACAAAAAAAAUCAACUCUGCUACAAAGUAUAACAUGCCAAAGUAAAUAUUUUCAAAGCGCACAAUACUGGGAAUUACACAACUGAUGGGAACUCUGCAUCCUGAGGUUAGUGUCCUGAUAGUAUUACUAACAAGGUUUAACUUACCAAAACGGCACAGAAGGAGGUUUGGGCUAGUACCACUCCUGCUGAGAGAGUGUCUUUUGGGACAAAUGCUACUCCUGGUUCUGAGAGUGUCUUUUGGGACAAGCAGUGAAAGCCUGGUUUCUGGCAAGAAUAAGGAACCACACUUUACUCUGUAACUGAAGUUGUGUUGCCAAAUAUGAAAGUCCAGUAAGCAUUAUUUAAGAAAUUUCUCAGGUUAGCAUAACAAAAAAAAAAAAAAAGGAAAAAUGAUCUCAGUGGUCUAUUUCUGCCAGUUAUCAGACAUAGGGAGCUUGUCUGGGAAGGGGGGAAUCUUGCUGUGUACAUGUUUUUAAUCCUUGGAAAAUCGACUUUUUAAAUAAUAUUUUAAGGUUAAAUCCUAAGAAAGUAUAAAUAAUCCAUUUUGAUGUUAAAUGAGAAUGUGGUUUUAAUCCAGGAGUUGCAUGAAAGAAAUACUGUAAUAAGGUUUCUUCUGUGUAGCAGGUAAGCCUUUCUGUAUGUCUUAAAUUUAUUGUAAAACUGGCCUUGGUAAUUUUUUGGUUUUAAAUUUUUUCAAUAAAAGUCCUAAAAACA